Molecule: messenger RNA, 893 nt
Organism: Nanorana parkeri
Lineage: Eukaryota; Metazoa; Chordata; Amphibia; Anura; Dicroglossidae
Gene: BTG4
Product: BTG anti-proliferation factor 4
Exons: 4
Coding region: 31-741 (236 amino acids)
Biological process (GO): negative regulation of cell population proliferation; negative regulation of mitotic cell cycle
Cellular component (GO): nucleus; cytoplasm
Source: RefSeq, a predicted model, not a curated record
UCAUCCUGUGCUACGCUAAGACUAUCCACCAUGAAAGAAGAAAUUGCAGCCACAGUUGUCUUUAUUACAAUGCUUGUGAAAAAGCACAGGAAGCUGAACAGGCAAAAAACUGAACAUUUUGCUGCCAAAUUGACAACUAUACUGUUUGCAAGAUAUAAAUCUCAUUGGUAUACAGAAAAUCCAACCAAAGGACAAGCUUUUCGAUGCAUAAGAAUAAACAAGUGUCAGGCUGUUGACUCUGUGUUGGCACAAGCGUGUGCAGAAAGCAAUGUAGAUUAUGACGAUCUUGGACUGCCAAAGGAAAUGACGAUCUGGGUAGAUCCAUUUGAGGUUUGCUGCAGAUAUGGAGAGAAAAAUAAUCCGUUUACAAUAGCUAGCUUUAUGGGGAAGGAAGACUUUAAUGUGUCUAAACGAAUCAGCACAGCUGUGGAAAAAGCCACUUCAGAUUACCAUUCUGGCACAUCCUCUGAUGAAGAGAUCACUAUUAAAGAGCCAAAGUCUAUUCCUACAGUAAGCAAUCCUAACAGCAUCUACCAGUGUACAGACUACAGCCAUCCUAUACAGUCUUGGUCCCAAUUUCCUCGCAGAAAGAACUACCAAAGUGAUGGGUACCAUCAGCAUCAAUCUACACCCUAUUGUCAAAACUAUAAUCCACAAAACAAACCCUAUAAACACCACAGGCAGUCUGUGUUUUCAGGUCCUCGCAUUGACCGCUACCACUGGGUAAACACAAGACGUUGACACCAAGAAAGUCGCUUAAAAAAAAUUUGCGCUUGUCUUUUAAAAAUUUUAUGUAAAGAUUUUAUUUAUAAUUUUAUAUGUAUGUAUGCGUCUACAACUAUGCACUGACAUGUUUGUUUUUAAAAAAAUUAAUAAAUUAACCUGAUUCUUUU